Mesorhabditis spiculigera is the source of this 1521-nucleotide messenger RNA. The record is from the annotation of a GenBank genome assembly. Lineage: Eukaryota; Metazoa; Nematoda; Chromadorea; Rhabditida; Rhabditidae.
AUGGUGGAAGCCAAAGUGGAGAAACGAAAAGAAAAUGCAAAAGAUUCCGAUCGAAAGGGAAUUUUAAGGAGUCUUUCCUUCCAGUUCUCCAAUCUGGGCCGUAAAAUGAGCCUGAGCACAAAGGAUAAAGAGCCAAACCCGUAUGACGAUACUCCGGAAGAGGUUUAUGAUGAGGUAGCCCUUGGACCUCUCCUUGGAGUGCAAUGCUUCGGAGUGCUUGAGAAAAAGUAUAAAAAGAAAAAUCGCCCCGCCACCUGGAACAAACGGUUUUUCAUCCUAAAGGAAUGUUUCCUACUCUACUACCCAGCCAAGAACUUCAAGGAGUUUGAGCGCACGAAAAAGAUCAACCUGCACCCCAAGGGCGUUAUUCCGCUUAUUGGAUGCUCGAUUGUUAGUGGAGGAGAGUCGGGCCGACGACACUGCCUUCUGAUCGCCCAUCCACAAUUUGCUACAGCCCUCGUUCUAUCUGCGCACGACUCAAAAAUACAGGAUCAGUGGCUAAAGGCCUUGAGGAGCGCUACUAAAAUCUCAUACAAAAACACAAUCUCCGGUGAAUCGAUGAUUCGAGAAUUGGAAAGCCGCGGUUUAAUGCUGUCUGAAGAAAAGAAAGAUUAUGAAGAGCGACUCCGUGAAGAAGCGCAGGGACGUCAGGCCGAGCAUGAUCGCGUUAUGGAACUAGCAAAAGUGAAAGAUGAGCUCGAGGCCGAACGCGAAAAAUUAAUCCGGACCACGAAAAAGCUGAAGGACGACUUGCAGAGCGUAAAACAGGAGUUGAAGAUCACCAACGAGACAAAGCGCACCUUGGAGCAAGAGAAACUGUCGCUCAACUCAAAGACUGAGCACCUUGUUGCAAAUAUGGAGUCGCUAAACAUCGAAAAGGAAAAGAUUCAAGAGCAACUGAACAGCAUCCUGAGGGAACGAGAACAGUUCCUGCUCGAAAAUCAAAAUUUGGCGACAGCCACAUGCCAGCUGAAAAAUCGAUUGCUGGAUAUCGAGACCAAGACGAGUUGUAUCACCCAAGAAAAGGACAAAAUUGAACAAUUGUUGCGUCUAAACGAGCAGAAAACAGCUGAUCUGGAAAAAGAGCGGCAAUAUUAUACGUGCCAGACGAAGGAGCUGAUUUGUUCGCUAAAGGAAGUGACCGAUCAGAAAGAAUGCACCGAAUCCGAGCUGCGCGAUCAGAUGAUGGCCCGAAUUGGUGCGGAGAAGCAAUUACAGGCAGCCGAAAAAGCCCUCGAACACCUCGAAAUGGCACUCAAACUGACCGGGGCCCAGAUGACCGAAUUACAGGAACAUAUCAUGCCCGAUGUCCAUAAGUUGAGAGAAUUUUUCGAAACGUGUGCAGAAGAGGCGCGGCUGGAGGCUAACAAAACGGGAAUCAUGCGGCAAGCCAUCUAUGCCCGUAAGUCGAUGCGACGUCGCUCAACGCGAGGAGUCCGAGGAUCAUUUAAAAAACCCGGGAAAGAUGGGGACAAAUUUAAGGCCAAAGAUCCAAUGACGGACAGUGCUCUCUCGCAGUUA